AUGUAUCAAGUCCCUGUUGGAAACUUGGAAAACAUCAGAAAAACAAGGAGAAAAGUGAAACACAUUUUGAGUGACUUUGGACUGGAGAAUUGUGAAGUCCUUCUGGAAGUAUGUUUUUGUUGUGCAGUUUUUAUGUUUAGAACUAUCAGAUCAGUGUAGCAAAUAUUGUUUGGCGGCUAGAUGAAUGCCUAAUUAUUGCCAUUUUACCCAUUGUUUAGAUUCAUGGAUUGUACUUUUCCCAUAACUUUUAAAGACUCUGUGUCCCAUAUGGCACCCUGUUCCCUAUGGGCUUUAGUGUACUAUAAAGGGAAUAAGGUGCCAUUUGGGAUGCGCAACAGUGAAUGAUCAGAGAUAAUUGAUCAGUGUUGUUCUCUUCCUGAUACUUAACUGUAUGUUGUGUCACCAUCUUCCAGGAGCUGCAGAAGGAGAAGGAGAAGAACUCUGAUGAAGAUUCUGAUUCUGAUGAGGCGUUCCAGGAGACCGAGUGGGUGGACCUCAGUGAGCCCUUUCUAGGCAAGAGGAAGAAAAAGGUAAAAUAGCACCUGGAAAGAUGAGCUAGUCUGAUAGGGAUGUCAACAAACCAAGCAAGUGUUUAAAUUGAAACAGAAUAGUUUAUAGUUCAACUGAUUGAUUAAAUGUGCCAAUAUUUCUGGGGUCUGUGGAAAUGCAUAGCCACUGACGUCGAAUAUAUAUAUAAUGCUAUUUUAUUUUUAUUUUUCAUCAGUUGAUUCAGAUCUUACUUAAUCUGCAUAUGAAAUGGACCCCUAUUCCCCAAAUUCCCACCCUAUCCCCAUAUGGCUCUGGUCAAAGGUGGUGCACUAUGUAGGGACACACCCUUUCUGACAAAAAAAACCCAACAUUUAUUCCUUAAAGUGAAGUGACCGGUCAAUUUAAAAUGGUCUUCUUUUGCUAAUCACUCUUGUUAUCUGUGCGUUUCCUUCCCCAGUGGCCGUACCGCACGCGGCUGUUGUGCUGCACCCUCUGUAAGUACUCCACCCGGAACUGGUACUCCUACAAGAGUCAUCUACAGCGGAGCCAUGAGUAUGAGAGGAAACUGUGUGCUCUGGCUCCCUGCCAGAUCUGCCCCUUCGUCGCCCACCCCCGAGUCCUCAAGAAGCACCUCCUCCUCUUCCAUGGCUCUCCGAACGUGGACCAAGAUGCAGCGUCUCUGCAUUCAACUACCAAGAAAGGGGACCGAUUUAAGUGUCGUAAAUGCCGAUAUGUGGACUCAAACCUGUUCUCAAUGAAGAAGCACGUCCUGCUGAACCACCUGGAGAAGCUGUGGCACCACUUUUCAGGACGGAUACCAGACACUAAGUUCCCCCAUUCAGCCUCCAAGCAGUUCUGUAAGGUGUGCAAAAUGGCCAUCGAAAGCACAGAGCACAUGCUGCACCACAUCCUGGCCUCUCCCACUCACCAGUGGGCCUGCGCUCAGAUAAGGACCUGGAUCUUAGAGAACACUCAGUAUGUCAAGCCUUCAAAUUACCAAACACUGGCCCCUAAAAACCAGCUGCCAAAGUUGUCCAGUCCUGAGCAGCUGGCAGGGCCCAACCAGAGCUUCCUCCCCCCUCAGGCUUCAACCCUGGUUCAGCUGGCCAGUGCCGAGGCUAAGGGCCUUCUCCAGCCUGGUGCUACUGUCAACCUGCAGAGUGCUAUGCCACAGGGGGCCAUCUCAGCCACCAUGCCCAUCGGCCAGACCAUGGUCAGACUGCCCUCUGGCACCUCACUACCUGGUGCUCCUCACAACCAGGUGCCUUUCACCAUAGGGGUCCAAGGUCAGCAGCAGGCCCAGCAGGUCUUCCUGCCCCCAAGGGUGCAGAUCAGCAUUCCAGGGAUGUCCCAGUCCCUCAUGAUGACUCAGCGCCUCCCACUGAACCAUGGGACCCCCCAGGGUACCAUGCUCCAGAGCACCCCUCAGGGUACCAUGCUGACCUCCCAGUCCCUCCUCAGCCACCUCAUCCCCACAGGCAACAAGGUCAACGGCAUGCCCACCUACACUUUCGCCACGCCGGUGGGAAUGCCCGGCCAGACGAGUAACGUCCAGCUGAUCAGCAAGGCUCCUCAACCCAUCAAACCAGCAGGUAAUCCCGCUCUCAACGCCAAAGCCAAGAAGUGGAUCACCUGUCCCAUCUGUAAUGAACUGCUCCCCUCCAAUGUCUAUGAGGCUCACCAACAGGCUGCCCACAAGGCCCAGCCCAGAACAGCCAAGCAGCAGGGCCUUGCCGCCCGCGCUCCCUUCCUCAGGAAGAUGCCUGACAAGACAGUCAAGUGUUUGAAGUGUAAGAUCCUCCUGUCUGAGAAGGGCCUCUUUGAACACCUGCUGCACGGGCUCAACUGUCUCUACUGUCCUGGGAUGUUCUACUCCAUCCAACAACUGGUUGAACACACAAAUACACAACACAACCCCACACAGAAGGCCAACUGUGACUUCAUGAGGCGGGAGUAUAGACUCUACACAGAUGACAGUGGUAACCUUCUGUUCCCCUACUUUGACAUCAACACCACGGCCCCCAAAGAGAUCCUGGGAGACGGAGAGCUGAAACUGGCUCUGGUCACCAACUCCCUGGACCUGAUCUUCCUCAAGAUGCAGCCUGGUGGUAAACAGGAAGUGUGUCGGAACCCCAGUAAAACGACGCGGACCGACUGCCCCUUCUGUGAAGAGAAGUGUGUCACAGUGGAGAACUACCAGGCCCAUCUGAGUGAGAAGCACUGCAUCGCGCCCACCGUCCACGCCAUCCUCAAGACCGCAGCGUUCAAAUGCAUCUACUGUAACGGCGUUUACACAGGCAAGACCACGCAGAGAGCUAUAGUCAUCCAUCUACAACGCUGCCGCCGUGCACCCAAGACCCCUAAAGACGCAGACAGACUCCAGUCCGCCCCCACCAAUGGACGCCAGCAGCAGGUCAUGGCCUUUAACCAGAUGAUCCAGGUGCCAGGUCUGUACUCUGCCCAGCUCCCUCCCGUCCCCAUGGCAGCAGCGCUGGCCUCCGUCCCCGUCCCCCAGCCCUCUGAGUCUCCUGCUGAGCUGCAGAGCAAACUGAGGCUGGAGGCGGCCUUCAGGGAGGCCAUGGAGGCCAACAAGAAAGCGAGGGAUGCCCGGGCAGCCUUCCGUAAGCAACGAGAGAAGGAGAAACGAGAGCAGGCACCCCUAACAGACCCCUCUAUUCAGCUAGCACUGGACCCCAGUGGGAUGGAGAAACGCCCCUCUGAGGAGCGUAAAGACUUCCUCACUAGAUACUUUCACACCAAGCCAUAUCCCACAAAGAAGGAGUCUGAGGAGCUCUCCAAGAGACUGUGGCUGACCCGGACUGAGGUGUCCACCCUGUUUGGGAUGAAGCGCACCAAGUGCAUGAAGGCGAUCCAGAGGAACAGCCCUACCAUCAUCAUGGGCUUCAACAUGACCGAGCUGAAGAAACUUAAGCACGACCUCCUCAUCCCAGAGGUGGAACCUGCAGAACCUGAGAAGAUGGCUGACCAUGAAGUGGAACCCGAAGAACCAGAACAGACAGAUUCUCCAGGAAGGGAACCAGCAGAACCAGAAAUUUCUGUUCCAGAAGAAGAUCCCUUAGAACCACAUCAGAUGGAUGUUCCAGAGAUGCAUCCUUUAGAACCAGAGCCGAUGGCUGUCUGA
This is a messenger RNA of Coregonus sp. 'balchen', 3631 nucleotides long. The record is from the annotation of a GenBank genome assembly. NCBI's taxonomy places the organism in Eukaryota, Metazoa, Chordata, Actinopteri, Salmoniformes, Salmonidae.